AUGGUGGUGAGGGCUUUUGUCCUGCUGGCCGUCUUUGCAGAAGCCUCAGCAAGAUCGUGCACUCCAAACAAAGCAGAUGUCAUUCUCGUGUUUUGUUACCCCAAAACCAUCAUCACCAGAAUCCCCGAGUGCCCCUAUGGAUGGGAGGUGCAUCAGCUGGCCCUCGGGGGGCUGUGUUACAAUGGGGUCCACGAAGGCGGCUACUACCAAUUUGUCAUCCCAGACUUAUCACCCAAAAACAAGUCUUACUGUGGAACCCAGUCUGAGUACAAGCCUCCCAUUUACCACUUCUAUAGCCACAUCGUUUCCAACGACAGCACAGUGAUCGUGAAGAACCAGCCGGUGAACUACUCCUUCUCCUGCACCUACCACUCCACCUACCUGGUGAACCAGGCUGCCUUUGACCAGAGAGUGGCCACUGUGCACGUGAAGAACGGGAGUACGGGCACAUUUGAAAGCCAGUUGUCUCUCAACUUCUACACUAAUGCCAAGUUCUCCACCAAGAAAGAAGCCCCCUUUGUCCUGGAGACAUCUGAAAUCGGCUCAGAUCUGUUUGCAGGAGUAGAAGCCAAAGGGUUAAGCAUUAGGUUUAAAGUGGUCUUGAACAGCUGUUGGGCCACACCCUCGGCUGACUUCAUGUAUCCCUUGCAGUGGCAGCUGAUCAACAAAGGCUGCCCCACAGAUGAAACAGUCCUCGUGCACGAGAAUGGGAAGGAUCACAGAGCAACCUUCCAAUUCAAUGCCUUCCGGUUCCAAAACAUCCCCAAACUCUCCAAGGUUUGGUUACACUGUGAGACGUUCAUCUGUGACAGCGAGAAGCUCUCCUGCCCUGUGACCUGCGACAAGAGGAAGCGAAUGCUGCAGGACCAGACAGGGGGCGUCCUGGUGGUGGAGCUGUCCCUGCGCAGCAGGGGAUUUCCGAGCCUCUGCAGUUUCCCAGAUGUUCUGUGUCACCUCCUCCUGAUGCUGGGGAUUGGCACCGUCCUGUAGGAAUUAGCCAGAAAGCCGCAGCUCCUGCCCCAAGUCAACCUCAGAGGUGAUAAACUUGUUUAU
Messenger RNA from Fukomys damarensis (Damara mole-rat), 1053 nucleotides. RefSeq names its product tectorin beta (gene Tectb). The coding region runs from base 1 to 990 and encodes 329 amino acids. Lineage: Eukaryota; Metazoa; Chordata; Mammalia; Rodentia; Bathyergidae. The record is from RefSeq and is a predicted model, not a curated record. Gene Ontology annotation, cellular component: cell surface. The transcript has 10 exons.